Molecule: messenger RNA, 378 nt
Organism: Funneliformis caledonium
Lineage: Eukaryota; Fungi; Glomeromycota; Glomeromycetes; Glomerales; Glomeraceae
Source: the annotation of a GenBank genome assembly
AUGUGUGAUAUUAAUCCUUCAAAUACUUCCAAAAUCAUCAUGAAAAUUCACAUUUUCAUGCUUAUUAUCGUCAUUUUAGCUUUUAGUAAUAUUGCUUUCUCAGCUCCUUCUUCUAGUGAGAAACACUCAAGCUUGGUGAAAAGGCAAGAAGAAUGCACCUGUGCAAAAGAAAUUUUUGAGGAACAUAGAUGGUGGUGUUGCGAUUCUGGAAUGUACUCCGAAAACGACAUUUCUGAAUUAAUAGCAUCUCCAAUAUCGAUGUUGGUUCUAUUAGAAGGUAAACCAAAUUCCUUGGAAAUCGAAGUUAUCUCAGUAUCGCAAUGUUCCACUUUAAACCACCUUCAAGAAGAGUUCAUUGAACUUAAAAAUGUCAAUUAG